UUGAGCAAUCCUCCUGCCUCAGCCUCCCAGAGUGCUAGGAUUACAGGCUUGAGCCACCGUGCCUGGCCCACAGACCUAUUUUUACCUGAAGCCCUUUCAGCUUGUUUUUGGAAAGUGCUUUAAGGCCAAGAUGAUAAAUGCUGUGACAUAGGAAACGCAUAUAACCAAACCCAGGCACUGUUUUCUUCCUUAGUAAAAAGGAAGCAGCAGCCCCAUCCCUUUCCACAGCACCCCCCAACCUGGCCCCGGCUGCCCUGCGUUGUCACAGCUCCUCUUCUCCAGCGGCAGCAGUUUCUCCUCAUUGGUUAAAAGAGAAAGGGGAAAGCAACUGUGUGGACCUGCCCUCUGUCCGUGCACCUGCUGUCUCUUUGUCUGAGAGGUGACCGAUCGAAGCACUGCCUGCCACCUGCCUGUGACUCUCGCCACCGGUUUGCCGCAUUGGAGGGAUGGCGACAACCUCUGAAAGUGGAUCAACCGAUAAGAAUAAUUUGGGAGAUGAUUCAUCUGACCUGUACAAAACCAGAUAGGCUUCUGCAGUCUUUGCGCAGAAAUCCAAAUCUCAGCUGGCGUUUCUAUGGCAGGAGGAGAGCGUUAGAAACAGGAGCAGAGUUCCAGGGUGGGCUGUGAGAGGGAACCAUUCUUCCCCGACCAUGAGGGUCUUCUCUGCACACUCCCCUACCCCCAGCAGCAGCCUUGACCUCUGAGGGCCUGGCUGUGUCCUCCGGCAAGUUCUGCAGCCAUAGACGUGCUGCAGUCACAUGCAGCAGCCUCACUGCAGUCUGCAGCACCUCUGACUUCCACGCGCCGCUCUGCUUGGAACUGAAUCUCUGCUUGGGGGUUGGGGAUUUGUGUCGGGGCUCACGGUACCCGCUGCUGCCUCCUCCCUGCUGGUGGGGCUCAGGCUGUGCUCAGUGCCUUCUGCACAGCCAGCAAGGGGAAGCAGGGAGGUGACCCUCACUGGCAGUCCUGGAGUGGCUGAAACGUAUCAUUUGAGGGGUCUUGCCUUGUCCCUUCCAGAGUUCUUCACAGUGGCUCGGUCGCUCCCUGCUAUCAGGAGGCUUCAGUUUGUGUGCCCCUCCCCCAGAGGACAUGCUGCAGUCCCUGUGGAACACAGAGUAGCGAGAUCGGUUGCUCUGUGUUUCCUUUAGGUUGGAAAGUCAUUUUCCAUCCUCAAGCUUGUCCGAGUCUCCCAGCAACCGUGCAGAACAGGGCGGCGAGCUAUUGUUAUCCCCCUUCGGUGGGAUUUGGAUCCAAGUCUCCUGGGCCCCAGCCAGGAUCCUCUUUACCACAUUGGAAGACCCUCCAUGAACUAUUUUGAACAUCUGCUGAAUACAGUGGCGCUUCUGCCCCCAAAAUUAGUAUAGAAGUAAAAGCCUUUCCAGCAGAGUCCAGUUUGAGGUGCAGACUUGGUGCUCCUGUGCACACAUGAACCCCAGCACGUGGGGCCCACAAAGAAGUCACUUGAGCUCCACUGACACAUGCUAAGGCUGCCUGCUGCUCCCCUGAGCUGGCCCCUUGCUCCUCGUGAGGGCGAAGAGUGGCACAGCCCUCAGGGUGGCCAAGGUCGGAAACAUCUAAGACUGCCUUCCUGGGAGCAGAGGAGGCAGAGAGCCAUGUCGCAAGUGUGCAACAUAGAAAAUUUAACAAGCCUCCCCAUGAACUCCAGAGCCCAGAAAUGUCCUCUGUGAAGGAAGGUUCUGCUAUCCUGGUUGUAGGGAACCCCAUACAGCGAACAGAUCCUUCACGUGCAGAAGUCGGGGAAGAUUUCUGUCGGCUCGCCCGCUUUGCAGGAUGCCGGUGCAGCUGACGACAGCCCUGCGUGUGGUGGGCACCAGCCUGUUUGCCCUGGCAGUGCUGGGUGGCAUCCUGGCAGCCUACGUGACAGGCUACCAGUUCAUCCACACAGAAAAGCACUACCUGUCCUUCGGCCUCUACGGGGCCAUCCUGGGCCUGCACCUGCUCAUCCAGAGCCUGUUUGCCUUCCUGGAGCACAGGCGCAUGCGGCGGGCUGGCCGGCCACUCAAGCUGCCCUCUCCGCGGCGGGGCUCAGUGGCGCUCUGCAUUGCUGCAUACCAGGAGGACCCUGACUACUUGCGCAAGUGCCUGCGUUCGGCCCAGCGCAUCGCCUUCCCUGACCUCAAGGUGGUCAUGGUGGUGGAUGGCAAUCGCCAGGAGGACGCCUACAUGCUGGACAUCUUCCAUGAGGUGCUAGGUGGCACCGAGCAAGCUGGCUUCUUUGUGUGGCGCAGCAACUUCCACGAGGCUGGUGAGGGUGAGACAGAGGCCAGCCUGCAGGAGGGCAUGGACCGCGUGCGGGACGUGGUGCGGGCCAGCACCUUCUCGUGCAUCAUGCAGAAGUGGGGAGGCAAGCGCGAGGUCAUGUACACCGCCUUCAAGGCCCUUGGCGACUCGGUGGACUACAUCCAGGUGUGCGACUCCGACACUGUGCUGGAUCCAGCCUGCACCAUCGAGAUGCUUCGAGUCCUGGAGGAGGAUCCCCAAGUAGGGGGAGUUGGUGGAGAUGUCCAAAUCCUCAACAAGUAUGAUUCGUGGAUCUCCUUCCUGAGCAGUGUGCGGUACUGGAUGGCCUUCAACGUGGAGCGGGCCUGCCAGUCCUACUUUGGCUGUGUGCAGUGUAUUAGUGGGCCCUUGGGCAUGUACCGCAACAGCCUCCUCCAGCAAUUCCUGGAGGACUGGUACCAUCAGAAGUUCCUAGGCAGCAAGUGCAGCUUUGGGGAUGACCGGCACCUCACCAACCGAGUCCUGAGCCUUGGCUACCGAACUAAGUAUACAGCACGCUCCAAGUGCCUCACAGAGACCCCCACUAAGUACCUCCGGUGGCUCAACCAGCAGACCCGCUGGAGCAAGUCUUACUUCCGGGAGUGGCUCUACAACUCUCUCUGGUUCCAUAAGCAUCACCUCUGGAUGACCUACGAAUCAGUGGUCACAGGUUUCUUCCCCUUCUUCCUCAUUGCCACGGUCAUACAGCUCUUCUACCGUGGCCGCAUCUGGAACAUCCUCCUCUUCCUGCUGACGGUGCAGCUGGUGGGCAUUAUCAAGGCUACCUAUGCCUGCUUCCUUCGAGGCAAUGCGGAGAUGAUCUUCAUGUCCCUCUACUCCCUUCUCUACAUGUCCAGCCUCCUGCCAGCCAAGAUCUUUGCUAUUGCUACUAUCAACAAGUCUGGCUGGGGCACCUCUGGCCGAAAAACCAUCGUGGUGAACUUCAUUGGCCUCAUCCCUGUGUCCAUAUGGGUGGCAGUUCUUCUGGGUGGGCUGGCCUAUACAGCUUACUGCCAGGACCUGUUCAGCGAGACGGAGCUAGCCUUCCUUGUCUCCGGGGCCAUCCUGUAUGGCUGCUACUGGGUGGCCCUCCUCAUGUUGUAUCUGGCCAUCAUUGCCCGGAGAUGCGGGAAGAAGCCAGAGCAGUAUAGCUUGGCUUUUGCUGAGGUGUGACCCAGCCCCCAAGCAGAGCGGGAAAAGUGCAAUGGGUAAGGGAGGGAAGGGGAAAGAAAGAAAAAAGAUGGGGUGGGAGGGAGGAGGGAGUGUUGUAUUUUAAUUUCUUAACGGUCCAAAGGACAAAUCUAAAACGAAGAGAAUGGUGACUGUAGUAUGGUCUGGGCAGCUCUACUUAGAGGAGACAACACUGAAUUCUCAGGCUAAGGGCAGAGGGGGCUUGUAUGGUUUCAGGCUGCCUGUCUGCUUGCAUCUGCACAUAAGCAAUGGCCUCUGGGAAAGAUUCUACUUUUCCUGGGAUCCAGAGGGAACUCAGAAGUGUGCUAAACCAAAUAAGUUCGAUUCAGUGUCAACUUCUGAUAGGUACAUGAGCAUUGGCAGCAACAGCCUGUGGGAAGAGGUUCUCCUUCCCAACCAAUCUGAAUGCAACCAGAGGUGGUAAGAGAAUUUCUACUGAGGUCUAGGCCAGCUAGUAUCCCCCCACCCCCCAGUCAUCAAUGCAAUAAGAUUGCGCCUGAGAUGCAAGGCUCCAAAGCCUGAUCUUUGGGCAUCAGAAAACAGGGUCCAGGAAUGGUGCUUUGAUGUGAUGUACCCCACUCCACAUCUCAACAUCCCAGGGAUGAACCAAACCAGCAGGCAGUUAGCACUGAACUGCUUUUAAAAGUACAUAUUAAAAAGAAAAGUUUGCCAGGAAGAACAAAGAGGUGGUGCUAAAGGCCAUGGGCUAUAUGGAGGCCUUGGGUGUUCCACUUGGAAAUUGCUCAGACUUCUAGAUGAAUUCUUAGCUUGUCUGUGAUCUCUGCUGGGGAGAUAAACUGUUUUAGCCAUCCAUCAGGAAGAUUAAACCCCAACAUGUUUAAAAAGGAAGUAAGGUCUUAAGUAUGUUAACCUGUAUACUCCUGAAUUCCUCUCAAAUUCAGCUCUGAUUUGAAGCAAAGAGAUUUUCCUCACUUCACUUUCUUCAAAGGCACAUUUUUUUUAGUGUAACUGUAGUCACCUCUUCCAUCCUUGUCAUCAGGGGUAAGUUUUUCAAGGUGGCAAGUGGAGCAGAGCCUGGGCUCUUACAAGACCCUCUGCUCUCAGCACAUACGGGAAAUGCUCAGAGCUUCUGAUCAAAUUGGCUAUAGUCUUGGAGCUGUUUGGACAGAGUCCUUGGCAGCUGGGUUAGCAUGCAUGACUUUCAGGCUACUGUUCUUGACAAUCAACUCCAAUGGAAAGCUUUCCAGUGCUUCCAGAUCGAACCCUCAAAUUCAAGCUAUUUAUCUUUGAGACUGUCCAUUCUCCUCGGUGGCUUCUCCAGGGAAUUCUACAGCCAGGUUGCAGACAGUCACUCGGUCUGCAAGCAUCCUUCCAGAAACCAAACUCGGAGAUGGAAUUGGUUCCUACAACCUAAGGUUUCUUGCUUUUUCGUGUCUGUUGAAGCUGUUUGAUUUCCCUCUGCUAGUUUUGGACAGUGAGGGAAAAGCCAUUUUCUAUUGACUUGCAACCCACAGACUUAUCAGCAUUUGAGUUUAAAACCUGGGAUCUUGACUAUAAGCCUCUGACUUAAGGAUUGCUUGCUCUCUCUCUCAAAACAUCCAUUUUCAGAGGGGCCAGCUAACCCCUCAGAACCAGCACCAAGGGGGAGAGCAGUUGAGGGGUCAAGCCUCCAGUGUACUCAGGUGCCUCCCACAAAGAAACAAAGUGUGCUCUGAGCCACAGAUGGGCAAACCCUGGUGCUUUCCUUCAUCUCCCCUGAACCCAAGGGUUUUCCAGGUGUAGCCAGCAGUUGCCACAUCACACAGGCCCGGAGUUGAUGUCAGACCCAACCUAUGAAGGCUGGGAGACAACAGGCAUUUGCUAAAGGCACUUCUCCUGGCCAAGAAGUAAACUAUUUUGAGCACUACAAUGGAGGAAAUCCGGUCAGCCAACUGCAGAGCUCAGACUUCACUAAGGGCUUGUUUUUCUUCAGCUUUUACUUGAAAGUUAAUGUAGGAUGAUGGACUCUGGAUGGAGAACUCCUGGCUGUCCUACCGCCAGCUCUGCCUUGCACUGUGGUCAUCAACUUUCCUCUCAUAUCAAAAAUAGGCAGGUAUAGGUAGUGGGCUCACAACGUUUGACCUCGACUGGUUUUUCUAAGUUAUUUUGUACAUUUUUCAGCAGCAAAACCAAACUGGGUCUUCAGCUUUAUCCCCGUUUCUUGCAAGGGAAGAGCCUUUAUAUAAUUGGACACAUUUUGGGUUUUCCUCAUUGAGAAUUUUAAUCCUCUUUUGUAUUGUUUCUACAAUUUGUAAACAUAUUUAUUUUUACCUGCUUUUUUUUUACUUUUCAGGUCAAAUUUUUUAUACUGCACUUAUUUGUCAAAAUAAAGAUUCUCACAUAACACUGGUAUCU
Molecule: messenger RNA, 5826 nt
Organism: Microcebus murinus (gray mouse lemur)
Lineage: Eukaryota; Metazoa; Chordata; Mammalia; Primates; Cheirogaleidae
Source: RefSeq, a predicted model, not a curated record